Messenger RNA from Didymosphaeria variabile, 840 nucleotides. RefSeq lists its product as uncharacterized. Bases 1 to 840 code for a protein of 279 amino acids. NCBI's taxonomy places the organism in Eukaryota, Fungi, Ascomycota, Dothideomycetes, Pleosporales, Didymosphaeriaceae. The record is from RefSeq and is a predicted model, not a curated record. The transcript is spliced from 3 exons.
AUGUCUUCGCCUGCGCAACCGACCGAGCUUUAUGCUGUGUCACGCCCCGAGAAUGGAAUCCAGCCACGCCUUCAUGGACUGGAAGAACACCAGAAGACAACCAUCAGCAUGUUCUUAGAGAACGGUAUCAAUCCAAAAAGCAUCGUCAAAGCCGCCCAACACGGCGGCAUUGAGAAUCUUCUCCAGGAAGCUGAACGCAUGGUUGUUGUCGCCGACACGUGGCAAAACUUUUAUAAUACCGACAUUAAGCUUCUUAUCCAGCUGUAUAAGAAGUAUGGCCGCAGCGUUUUGGAUGUCUGCCUAAACGAGCUCGUGCAAAUGUCCCGACAAGGCUUGCUUCAAGCCAAACAAGACCUCGAGAACGACGCAACGCCAACUGAAACACCCAUAAUUGAUGAUUACGAGCAUGCUGCUCCCACGGGAGAGAAGCUGGAUUACCCUGCCAAAUUUGCAGCCAAAAGACUGGAGUCCACUCACGUCCGUACCAGGACGCAGCGUCGUGCUUCUACGAUGGGGACACGACCUCUGCCCUCAUCUACCGGAGCCAAGAAGGCCGUGUCAUCGCCCGACUCUAAGAGCAAACGACGCGUCGUCGCGCACAUCUGUACACCACGCUGUCCCAAGUACAUGAAGAGGCAAGCCUUCAUCAAUCACGCGCUGCUCAAACAUAAGAACAAGCUCCCAAGUGAAACGAACUACCUCGAUCAUCAAUGGGACCAGCACUCGGAGAUCUUGUCCACAGAGGACGGCGAGGCUGGUGUGACGCCUCAGGAGCAUUCGGACACACCUUGUCCGUCUUCCUCAACUCCUGCUAGCGAAAUCGACAUCGGGGAGUCCUGA